GCCAAUUAUCAGUCCAAUCGAACAAUUGCAAUGAUUAGUCUUAAGGUGUCAUUGUCGCUGCUGGUGGCGACGACGACGACGGCCAUCCUCUUCGUAGCAGCUCAGCAGCCAGUCACCGAUCAGAAGGAUUGGUGGGAAACGGCCGUCUUUUAUCAGAUCUAUCCGCGAUCGUUCUUCGACUCCAACGAUGAUGGCACCGGUGACGUUAAGGGAAUUACUGCUAAGUUGCAACAUCUGAAGGAUACCGGGUUCGAGGCAACUUGGCUCAGUCCCAUUUUCAAAUCUCCCCAAGAGGACUUUGGAUACGAUGUGAGUGAUUUCAUCUCGGUGGAUCCACUGUUCGGCACGAACGAGCACCUGGAAGAACUGUUUGUCGAAGCAAAGAAACUUGGAAUCAGGAUCGUCUUGGAUUUUGUGCCCAAUCAUUCGAGCAAGGAGCACGAGUGGUUCAAGAUGUCUGAGGAUAAAAUUGAUCCCUAUACGGAUUACUACGUGUGGGUUGAUGGCAAGCUAGAUGGUGCCGGAAAUCGAACAGUUCCAAACAAUUGGCAAUCCGUCUUCUAUGGGUCGGCUUGGGAGUGGAGCGAGAAGCGUCAGCAGUACUAUUUACAUCAGUUUGCUGUAGGUCAACCGGAUUUGAACUACCGCAACGAAGCGGUGAUAGAGGAGUUUGAUGAAGUUCUGCGCUACUGGAUGCGGAAGGGAGCUUCCGGAUUUCGAAUCGAUGCCAUCAACCAUAUGUUCGAAGUGGAAGAUCUUCGCGAUGAACCGAUCAACGAUCCGAGAGAUCCCAACAGCUACGGUUACACACAUCACAUCUACACGAAAGAUCUCCCGGAGACAUACGAAGUGAUCGCUCGCUGGCGUAAGGUUAUCGAUGAUUUCGUGACGGAAAACGAUUCCGAGACAAUCAUUAUGAUGACUGAAGCGUACGCCAAUUUAUCUAUGACGAUGAAGUUUUACGAAUCGGAUGAUGGUACUCAGCAGCGGGCUCAUUUCCCGUUUAACUUCGCAAUGAUUGAAGACUUGAACGAUGGCUCCAAUGCUCACCAUUUCAAAUAUGUGAUUGAUCGAUGGUUGGACAACAUGCCUCGUGGUAAGGUCACCAACUGGGUGCUGGGUAACCAUGAUAAGCCUCGUAUUGCUAGUCGCUACGGUCGGGAACGGAUCGAUGGAAUGGCAUUGAUUCUGAUGGUGCUUCCUGGAGUAGCGGUCGUGUACAAUGGGGAGGAAAUCGGUAUGGAGGACUACCGCGAUAUGUCCUACGAAGACAGCUUGGAUCCCCAGGGAUGUAACUUGGGGGAGGAAGGCUACAAAUGGGCAUCACGAGAUCCUCAGCGAACUCCGUUCCAGUGGGAUGAUACUUUCAACGCUGGAUUCUCAAAGUCUAACAAAACAUGGCUUCCAAUGAAUCCACUCUACAGGCAGACCAAUCUGCUGAAGCAAAAAGAAGCCGACUACAGUACCUACCAAUUCUACGUCGAUUGCUUGCAGCUACGCAAGGAACGCAUUUUGACUCAUGGAGACUUCCGAUCUCGCGCCUUCAACGACGAUGUGUUUGCCUUCGUUCGAUUCCUUCGGGAAAAUGAAAACCGCGAAAAGGAUCCCUACUAUGUAGUGCUGGUCAACUUCCAAGGAAACACUCAUACGGUGGAUGUGAAGGAACUGUACCAGUUUGUGGGUGACAGUGCUACGGUCAGAUUGGUUGGCACCGAGUCCCGUCACAUGGUCGGUCAUAGCGUCAACACCACCGCGGUGACACUGGGCCCCUACGAAUCCAUCGUGAUCGGUGGAAUCAGUGCGGCGGUUGGAGUUCAUCUUUCGAUGGGAUUGCUUAUUGCAGCUCUAGUUAAGUAUCUGUUCUUGUGAGGAAAUUGAAUAAA
Messenger RNA from Ochlerotatus camptorhynchus, 1883 nucleotides. Its product is annotated as maltase 1-like. The record is from RefSeq and is a predicted model, not a curated record. The coding region runs from base 31 to 1869 and encodes 612 amino acids. The transcript is spliced from 3 exons. Lineage: Eukaryota; Metazoa; Arthropoda; Insecta; Diptera; Culicidae. Gene Ontology annotation, biological process: carbohydrate metabolic process.